GGUAUGUAAUUGACAAUAGUAGUACGCAUGAUUUCUUUAGUGGAAUUUUAAAAAAGCAAGACAAUAUUUCAUUAUAAAAGUAGAAACCUAAUAAAUGCCACUCGGAGUUUCACUUUUAAAACCUUUUAAUUUAAUUAUUAGACAUUAUUAUUAAUUAAAUAAGCGUAGGAGGGUUUUUAUUCAUUACGACUGCAUGUAAUACGUGAUAAGUGAAUAACAAUUCGGUAUAAAAAUUGUGUUUAUAUGUUCGACUGUGAUUACCUCAGAAAAUAUUGACGCUAGGAUACAGUAUGUAAUUAAUUAUUCAAUAAAAAUGAACCAGGUUCAAAUGCUAAAAAGUGGGUUAAAAAUGUUGCUAUAUCCAGAGAGGAGAUCCAAGAUUUUCUUUGUAGGCUUAACCCACUCGGUGCUUACGUGCUAUGGACUACUUAUGACAAUUUUUGAUAUAAUAAACGAACAAAACCCCUUUAGUGUAUACGAACUAGCAAUCGUCUUAGUCCACUAUUUAGGACACUCGCUGCUUAUUUAUUUAUUAUUUUUAGGGUUCAAAUACAAUUUGCCUUUACUGUACUUACCAUGGCUGAGUAUAUUCUUAGGGGUGUUUGCUACAGUAAGCUUCCUUUGGUUAGAAUCUCUGGCUAAGGCUGCUAGCCUUAAGGUCUUACCUUUUUUUGGUAAUUUAGUGGUUUUGGGUUUAUGCUGGCUCAGUUGGACGACAGUUCUUAAAGACUUCCUGCUGAUCGCCUUUAGUCCGAAAAUAAAAAUCGUCUCAAAAAUUUACAAUUUUUGACCCAAUAUAUGUUUUAUUUACCAUUUUGUAUCACAUAACCUAAAAAUAAAUUUUAUAUGAAAUGCUUAU
Molecule: messenger RNA, 859 nt
Organism: Anthonomus grandis grandis
Lineage: Eukaryota; Metazoa; Arthropoda; Insecta; Coleoptera; Curculionidae
Exons: 4
Coding region: 314-790 (158 amino acids)
Source: RefSeq, a predicted model, not a curated record